UUUGAGCUCAUCACUCAGGGUAUAACUGGAGCCUGAUUUCUGGUAUAAGUCUACGACAUUGUCUUUGGCUACGGCGAGCGUCUGCUUGUCAGCGGAGAACGAGUGGUCGGCAAUUGGGUGGUGAAAAAGAUGGUGCACUUCGGGGGUAGCCAUGUUGGAACGAUCAAUAGUGCGAUAGGAGGAGCUCUCUACUAUCGCAGUGUUUGGAUAAUGGGGUCAGGUGAUCUGCCUGCUCUUUGGAUUUUCUCUGCACACAAACAUCAUCCACAAGCAGAACAGCAACAGCACAGAAAUCCGCCUUCGGAUACUGGGAUUUGUCGAACCAAUUGAUGUGCAUCGCGUUUUAAUUUCCUUCAUUUCAUUUAAGGAGAUACUCCAAGUUCAAAAAUUUUCCGAAAAAAUGACCACCAAACCUGCGUCCGCGGUGGUCAAUGUGGGAGCUCCAAACCGAACUCUAUACUGCACGAAUCUUCCUGACAAACUGAAGAAGCCAGACUUGCGACUAGCCUUGUACACGCUCUUCUCCACUUAUGGCACCGUUCUCGACGUUGUUGCGAUGAAAACGGCAAAGAUGCGUGGCCAAGCUCACGUUGUAUUCAGAGAUAUUCAAGCCAGCACUCAGGCUAUGCGGGCAUUGCAGGGUUUUGAGUUCUUUGGGAAGGAGAUGAAAAUCGCGUAUGGUAAAGGCAGUUCAGAUAUAAUCGCGAAGCUCCGAGGUACCUAUAACGCAUCAACUACCGCCCCGGCGCCUGGCGUGUCUACCGAGCUUCAAAAAUCCAUCUUCAAUGGCCCCCCUUCGGCAGUAGUCUCCGUUGGCAUGACAGUACCACCUGCGGCGACCGAAUCGCGACCCACCAGCGAGGGUCCCCAAGGUGUCAAACGACCCCGUGAGGAAGACGAGAGUGAAGGCGAGGCGCCGAUGGAUGAAGACGAAAGCGACGUGUCUAUGGAAGCCUCGUCUGAUGAAGAUUAAACCUAGUAAAAUUAUCCCACAGGCCGAACUUGAUAUGUCGCGCUCCAAAUGAAUAGAAGAAAACCGGGGCAUUACACGUGUUCCUCUGGGGUCCUCUUGAUCGCUCUUCCUCCUUUCUUUCCCGAAAAGGACUGGAUGAGUUUUGAAGAGGCUUCCCGGUUUCGUGUCUCGAUAAGGAGCUUGCUCGGAACAUGUAGGCCCACGCAAUUCCCCACCAAGCCAAGCCACAAUAGCAGAUACGUCUCCGUGGUUACUACUUCUUUAUUCCCUGCUACGUCCCUCAAUGCAUCUGGGGUGUUGCAAGGGUGAACAAAGUAUACCGGGAGGCCCGAGAGUGGGUGAUGCUACAGUUUAGUUAGCGUUAUUUUUUGCUCUUCUUCCUUCUUUAGUGGACAUUGGUUGGGUGAAAGACUCAUGACAAGAGAGAGAGACGAGGAUAGAGAGAAGAGACAUGGUACACGAACAAACGUACCCCGAUGCUCAGACCGCCCAUUAUGCCAACGUCCUUUAGCACCGAUCGGUGCUGAGCGGGGACAAGACAAUUAUAAACAACGUCUAGAAGGCUAUCUGGACCCUUGGCAGAGAUGUCACUGCUGUUGUUGUUGAUGUUGUGCAGGAAGAAAUACAGGAUCGGGACUUGGUAUGUGGGGGAUAGCAUAAUAUUGUACUCUACUUGCAACUUGGAGCUGCAACGUGGCUGCCGAAUGAGCUCUUCCUGUGUACCACGCACAUUGUCAGAGUCAACUCCGCAGUGAACGACGAUGCUUGGUCUUUUGCUUUUUCGUGUCUUUUCCCCGUCUUCAUUCCAUUGAAAAGAGAGCGCGAAGACUACGUGGGUGGAGUGUAUACGAACGGGAUCAUUCUCAUCAACGUCAUCACCAUCAUCGCGCCCGACAAUCUCAGCCGUAUUAUCGUCAUCCUUUUCUCCAUCUUCCUGCAAUGUAUCACACACAUGUUUCAGAUGUUGCAGGGAAGUAGUCUCUGGGUCGUCGAGCUGCUUCUGGAUUAUCAAAACUAUCUCGCCUUCCUGUACAAAUAGAUAUUACUCCCGGAAUCGUUCCCAAUUUAAUUAGUUCUUAUCAUCCAAACAACAACUUAAAUAAAGUACCAGCUUUUCCCUUUUCUUCACUACUGGCACUAGGUAAAUAAGAAUAUGAAAUUUUUCCAUUAUCUGCAAGAAAAGCAGUCAUGGUCAUCUGGAGUGACAAGCACAAAUACAGGUGCACACACACAUGCACUGGCCUGUCGUUUCUUUUGUUCUUUCCAUUCUCGAGCCAGCUGAUGAACGACCUAGGAAUUACAGAAAACAAUUCCAGCUCAGAAGAAGCUAACACUUUAAAUUACAUACCUUGGUUUCGAGCCUCACACUUGUCCAACCUAGGCUUGUGGUAAGAUCGUCUUCAUGCUGGAGAAGAGUAGCGACUUUUGAUACUAGGGCGCGACAAGCAGCGGUGAACUCCUCGCGAGUGAGAUACGGGAAGUCGGAAAGCGGCGGCAAGGCUGUCAUUGGGAAAUGAAUCUGAAGAGCAUUCAAAAAGGGUGGGGAUUAUUGACAAAGUUAUGAACUUCUUUUUGGUUUUUGGGGGCAGUUUCGUUUGUGUUCAUCUAGCGUGGAUUUUUCUGGUGAUAUGCGAGCCAGUUGUUUGUUGAGACGGGGUCCGAUUCGGAGGAACCCCUUUGCAGUCCGAAAUGGAAGAAUGUGUAUUGCAAGAACGACGGAAAGCUUGAUCGAGAUCGGGCUGAUUAGGGAUUUGUUGGUUUAUUGAUUGAUUUUAAUCCUUUCUGUUCUCUCUGGUCCGUCCUGGAUGUCCGUUUGGCGUAACUUGGGCUGGUUUGCGUUGCCCCAAUGUACAUGUACCUCCAGAGGUUGUACCGUCCUCGGAUAUUGUGACGGUUUGGCUUUUACCACUGUCAUGAAGAGUUCUCUGAUGCAACAGUUCCAAGAGUGAGAAGAGAAAUACAUUGAUUUGAUAUCGCGA
Messenger RNA from Blastomyces gilchristii SLH14081, 2952 nucleotides. RefSeq names its product U2 small nuclear ribonucleoprotein B''. Gene Ontology annotation, cellular component: U12-type spliceosomal complex. The record is from RefSeq and is a predicted model, not a curated record. Gene Ontology annotation, biological process: mRNA splicing, via spliceosome. Gene Ontology annotation, molecular function: U12 snRNA binding; pre-mRNA intronic binding. The transcript has 4 exons. The coding region runs from base 401 to 973 and encodes 190 amino acids. NCBI's taxonomy places the organism in Eukaryota, Fungi, Ascomycota, Eurotiomycetes, Onygenales, Ajellomycetaceae.